CGAGGCCCUCGGCAAGCUGGACUCGCGCGCUGGCCCCUGCUCGCCGCUCCCCCAGUUCGGCGUGGAGGAGAGUGCAUGCUGCGCGUCUGCCAGCUCCUCCCCGACGCCCUCGCCGACUGCACGCACCUCGAGCUCACCAACACGCUCUGGGGCCUGGGCCGGCUUUACCCGGGCGCGGCCGGCGGCGCGACCGGCACCGCCCCACAGGUGCGCAGGGCGGCGCACGCGAUUCUGGGCGAGUGCACCGCGAAGAUGUCCGCGCUCACGCCGCAGUGCCUGGCGAACGCCUUCUGGGCCGCGGCGCGGCUGAGGAUGGUCGGGCCCGGCGUCGAAGAGUUCGCCGCGCAGGCCCUGCGCUCGCUGGCGGGCGGCGCGCUCCUCGGCGCCCUCACGUCCCAGGGCGCUGCCAACGUGCUAUGGGGCCUGGCCACGCUGCGGGCGGCUGGCGUCGGCAAGAGCCCGCACGACGCCACCGUCCAGCAGGCCCUCGUGGCACUCGCGCAGGUCAUUUCCUCGCGCCUCGCGGACUACCAGCCGCAGGAGAGCUGAGCAUGGUGGCGUGGUCGUUCGCGAAGCUGUACGAGUCGUCGAAGGCCAGGGGAGCGCAGGGGGAGCGCUCGGCCAGCAGGCGGCCGCCGGAGGUGGACGAGAUGCUGCUGAGGCUGGCCGAGGUGGCGGCGUGGAGCGUCGACAGCUUCGAGGCCCAGGGGAUCUCGAACAUCGCUUGGGCGUUGGCGACGCUCGAGCUCACGGACUGGACGCCCGAUAUGGCACCGGUGCGGAGCUUCUUCGAGGCUGCCAUGCACAGUUCUAUUGGCAAGCUGGGGAGCUACUCUUCACAGGCAGUCGCGAACUUGCUGUGGGCCUGCGUUCGGGUAAGGUUCCCUGACGUAAGCAGGAAGGGCAAGAAGUUCAUCGGCCAGUUCUGCUCAGCUGUCGCCGAGGAGAUGAUGGCGCGCAUUACUAGAGGUCUCGACGGAGUUACCUGGAGGGACCUAUCUGGCGUUGCGAUCGCACUGAUGCACAGCAAGAAGAGGUCACUAGCCGUGUUGAAUUACAUGACCUUCUUGGUAUAUCGGACGACAGAGCAGGUGGAGCAGGGGGUACUCUCGCCCCAGCAGAUACUUAACAUCGCCCAGGCGGCUGCCCGUAUGCAGAUACCUCAGGAGAACAUGCAGAAGCUCGUGGACACCAUUGAGAGCCGCGUCCUGACUGGCCGCCUGCAGUUCAACGAGCUCGACUGGCGCCAGUGGCAGGGUGUGCAGCAGUGGUGCCCGCCACAGGGUGUUUACAUCGGGGCCACGGGUGUGCACCAGCAGCAGUGGUGCCCGUCGGCGGGUGUCUACAUCGCAGAGGUCGGCGCCCACCAACAGCAGCAGUGGCGCCCAAAGGCAGAGGUCUACGCCGGAGACGUGGGUGCCCACGUGCAGCAGUGGUGCCCGCCAGCCGAGGUCUACAGCGCAGACCCGAGCCCGAACGGGCAGCAGUGGUGCUCAUCGACGCCCGCGGCCACCUUCCGGGCGGCAGACACCCCGACCUGCGUCCACGUGAGGUGAUCGGCUGCUCCCUGUCCCUCCCACCUCGCCCCCUCGCCCCGGCGUGGGGGCGCUGGCGAGUUUGGGGACUCUGCCCGCCCUCCUGCCUCCCUCUCGCUCUCUCUCUCUCUCUCGAUGACCCUCAGGACGCGUGUUGGUCCGAGCGUGUGCUCACCCCACUCGCUGCCUCUGCAGCGCGCAGCCGGCGCCGGCCCUCGCUGCGCCGCUCGCGUCGUACGGAAUCGGGGGGGCCUCGGCGGCCGAGCACGCGCUGGCGCGAAAGCUUUUGUAUUUCGGCGCCAGCGGGCGCCGGGUGCCAGGAAAUCGCUCGGCGGCGGGGCGUGCCGGGUGCGGGCGCACGAGGUCGGCGGGCGAGGGGCGCACACCUGCGGCCGCAGGCACCGCGGGCGGUGUGCAGCGAGCAGCCCAGACCCCCCC
Prorocentrum cordatum is the source of this 1973-nucleotide messenger RNA. The record is from the annotation of a GenBank genome assembly. Lineage: Eukaryota; Dinophyceae; Prorocentrales; Prorocentraceae.